Phyllostomus discolor (pale spear-nosed bat) is the source of this 1316-nucleotide messenger RNA. It is a transcript of the gene FOXH1, whose product is annotated as forkhead box H1. Gene Ontology annotation, biological process: regulation of DNA-templated transcription. The record is from RefSeq and is a predicted model, not a curated record. Lineage: Eukaryota; Metazoa; Chordata; Mammalia; Chiroptera; Phyllostomidae. Gene Ontology annotation, molecular function: DNA-binding transcription factor activity; sequence-specific DNA binding. The transcript is spliced from 3 exons. The coding region runs from base 72 to 1175 and encodes 367 amino acids.
UCACUACCUGCCCCAUUGCCCUGCGACCUCCUACCGGCCAGGCCCCUGCCCACGCUGCCGACCUCCUGUUCAUGGGGCCCUGCAGCAACCCACGCCUGGGGCUCCCCGGGGUAGAGUUGCCCCCCCAGCCCCCUAAGAGGAGGAAGAAGAGAUACCUGCGGCAUGACAAGCCCCCCUACACCUACUUGGCCAUGAUCGCCCUGGUGAUCCAGGCCGCACCUUCCCGCAGGCUGAAGCUGGCCCAGAUCAUCCGUCAGGUUCAGGCCGUGUUCCCCUUCUUCAGGGACGACUACGAGGGCUGGAAGGACUCCAUCCGCCACAACCUCUCCUCCAACCGAUGCUUCCGCAAGGUGCCCAAGGAUCCUGCGAAACCCAAGGCCAAGGGCAACUUCUGGGCUGUCGACGUGAGCCUGAUCCCGGCCGAAGCGCUGCGGCUGCAGAACACGGCCCUGUGCCGGCGCUGGCAGAGCAGGGGCGCUCGGGGCGCCUUCGCCAAGGACCUGGGCCCCUACGUGCUUCACGGCCGGCCCUACCGACCGCCCAAGCUGUCCAGUCCGCCCACCCCCCAGCCGCCCCCCAGUGAGGGCUUCAGCAUAAAGUCUCUGCUGGGGGACCCCGGGAAGGGAGUGCCUCGGAGCAGCCCAGGUCCGGCAGGUUCCCUUCCAAAUACACGGGAAGUGGUGCCCACGCCGCCCCUGCCCUCUGAGAGGCCCCCGUGGCCCCUGUGCGCCCUCCCCGGGACUGUGAGGGUGGAAGGGGAGGCUUCCCACGGGGGAACAAGCCGGCGGCCUUCACCCCUCUCCCCUGAGCCCAGAGCCUGGCCUCUCCACUUGCUGCAGGGCACCCCCGACCCUGGGGGACUGUCUGGUGGGGGUCACGGGGCCUCACUGUGGGGGCAGCUACCCACCUCCUACUUGCCCAUCUACACCCCCAACGUGGUAAUGCCCUUGGCCCCACUAGCACCUACCUCCUGCCCUCAAUGCCCACCCUCGACCAGCCCAGCCUACUGGGGAGUGGCCCCUGAAACACAUGGCCCCCCAGGCCUGCUGUGGGACCUAGAUGCCCUCUUCCAGGGGGUGCCACCCAACAAGAGCAUCUAUGAUGUGUGGGUCAGCCACCCCCGGGAGCUGGCUGCCCCCACUCCAGGCUGGCUCCUCUCCUGGUACAGCCUGUGAGGCUCCCACACUGGGCCUGCUUCCCUCUCCCAGCCCCACCCCCUCCUGCCAUUGACGUGGUGAGGGGAACCAAGGCCAAGAGGACCAAGAAGCGUGGCCACGGUUGCCUUGAAACACCAGGCCCCAGCCAUGCCGAGAGUC